Molecule: messenger RNA, 1498 nt
Organism: Dendronephthya gigantea
Lineage: Eukaryota; Metazoa; Cnidaria; Anthozoa; Malacalcyonacea; Nephtheidae
Exons: 2
Coding region: 28-831 (267 amino acids)
Source: RefSeq, a predicted model, not a curated record
UCGCCGGUUAUUAACGGGACGGACCGAAUGGAGGAAGAGAAAAAUAGAUGCGAGUCUAGUAAUGGAAGUGAAGCCAGACCUAAUACUCCAUUUAUGGAUCCUUUUGCAAAACUCAACAUACUGGAGGAUGACAGUGGAUACACGAGUACAACUAAGAACCAGUCUGUCCAUCCGAUACGGAUUCCAAAGGACAAAGCAACGAAACCACAAUGGUUCCACAAGUACAGUAGUUUCGCAAGGCGAAAGACUUUGCCAAAUUUGCCCUCGUUGGAGGAAGAACAGGAUUUUAUUGAAAAAGAUGUAGAGGAUGAAAUGGCGACGGUAAAGAAUGGACGAAAAUGUGAUCGAAAAUCCGAUCGUUUUAAAAAGCUUAGGUUUUCUUCAUGGAAAACUAAUCAAGGCGAACCCAAUCCUCCGAAAGAAAACACAAACUGUUGCAGAAAUGAAGUCUCACUGCCAAAGAUAGACACUUAUUGCAUAUCGUACGCUCGACCAUCGACAAACCAUGGUUUUGCAUACGCCGUUAGCUCGACAGAGCUGUUAAACGGCAAAAAUACGAUCCAAAAAAGAGCAAAACAAAAAAAAGCUAAGUUUAGAAGCAAAAUAUCAACGCCCGAGAACGGUCUGUCGCGUCAAGGCAGCGUGUACUUGCUUUUUCGGGCGCCGUCACGGGCAUGCGGGCUAAACAUUCCAGAUUUCAAAGUGCGCUCGAAGGAACUGCAUCACGUAAAAGACGCGAAGCGACGAAAGACUGGAGCGGGAAAGAACGCUGAGCCAAUAAACAUCGUGAGACUACCAGACAUUAAACAAGACGUAUGGAAGCAGAUAUAAGCCGAAUUCAUAUUAGAGACGGGAAACCCUUCUUAGACGAGAAACUCAUCGAAGACGGGAAACUCGUCUGAUGUGGAUCCGGUCACAGACGGGUUUCUCGUCCGAGCUUUCCCUUCAAAAGUUCUGUUCACACGAUCCAAUUUCAUUGGAUCGAAUUCACUUCUGACGUAUGAAGUACAAUCAGUUAUUGAUAAAGCAGCACUGCACUGGCUUGAGUGGAUUUGCUGCUCGUAUACAUUACAAGACAACAGACUAUAAAACAUCCAUCAGAAGUGAAUUGGAUCAAACAAAAUUGGAUCGUGUGAACAGACCUUAACUUUCCUGCCCAACAGACGGGUAAGUUGGACGAGAAUCCCAUUUCGGGACGAGAAACUCGUCUUCAAUUCGCAUUUUGACGGAUAAGUCAAACGAAUUUCUGAAAUAUCAACACGAUCAAGGACGGAAUAACGUUUUAAUUUUUUAUUCGUCCUAACCGAUAAGAAAGAUACGAAUCAGCACCCUGCUGAUAGACUGAUUAGUAAAAAAGAGCAUUUUGAAAAUAACAACCAUCUGAUUAUUCAUGGCAUUAACUACUUAACGCCUUCAUAGCAGAUGUCUAAUUUUUUUGAAGUUAUUUCAAGUUUCUUUUUGUAGUAGCACUGGAUCAACAAGAGAUGAUCCUUACUGG